GCAUGCACCUUGCUCACAUUAUAACCGGUGUUUGACUAUUUGGGCUUGCCUAUUUGCUGUCAAGGUAGCAGACGUAAAACGAUGAGACCAAGUCCUGGUUACUGAAUGUCGAAGUUUCGUUGAGGUUUUUUUGAUCGUCUGUGAACAUGACAAACGUUUAUUCUUUUGAUGGAAUCCUGGUGUUCGGACUCCUCUUCAUAUGCACCUGUGCGUACCUCAAGAAGGUGCCCCGGCUAAAGAACUGGCUGCUGUCUGAGAAAAGAGGCAUCUGGGGUGUCUUCUACAAAGGUGCUGUGAUUGGGACAAGGCUUCACCUGCCUGUGGCGUUGUCCUGUCUCUCAAUGGCAUUUUAUGUGCUCUUCAUAAAGUGACAGGGGGUGGUCUGUGCUUGUGGACAAGACAGAAGAAGCACUAGACACUCCCAGUGUCCCAGGGCCCACAUGCAGGAUGAAGACUACUGCUCCCCUAUUGGCCCAAAAGUUUAUAGCAUUUACAGAGCAAAAAAGAAAAUUACAUCAUUGUGAAAUUUGACCUAAUUGCAUUGUGCAUACUGGAAAACAAGUCUUAAAGUGGAUUUUCGUGGUCACAGGUGAAGGAUGCAAAAGAGACUGUGCUCACACCAUAGAUUCAUUUUUGCACAAUUUCUUUCGCCAGUGAUUUAAAUCUAUAAAAAGUGAGUUGGUAUUGCUUGUCUCUAAAAAAAGAGCCCAAGGUCUCACAGCACAGUAGGAGUUUAGAAUAGAAUUGUAUCU
Molecule: messenger RNA, 752 nt
Organism: Anguilla rostrata (American eel)
Lineage: Eukaryota; Metazoa; Chordata; Actinopteri; Anguilliformes; Anguillidae
Product: protein kish-B
Exons: 3
Coding region: 147-371 (74 amino acids)
Source: RefSeq, a predicted model, not a curated record